AUGGGUUCGCUGGUGGCCAARCUCCUUCUGCCCACCCUCAGCUCCYUGGCUUUCCUCCCCACCAUCAGCAUCGCGGCCAAGCGGCGUUUCCACAUGGAAGCCAUGGUUUACUUCUUCACCAUGUUCUUCGUGGCGUUUUUCCACGUUUGCGACGGCCCUGGGUUGUCAGUGCUGUGCUUCAUGCGCUACGACAUCCUGGAGUAUUUCAGCAUCUACGGAACAGCCCUGUCCAUCUGGGUGUCCCUGAUGGCCCUGGCAGAGUUUGACGAGCCCAAGAGAUCGACCUUCAUCAUGUUUGGCGUCCUCACCAUCGCCGUGAGGAUCUACCACGACCGCUGGGGCUACGGCGUCUACUCGGGGCCCAUCGGCACGGCCGUGCUGGUCAUCACUGUCAAAUGGCUGCAGAAGAUGAAGGAGAAGAAAGGGCUCUACCCUGACAAGAGCGUCUACACCCAGCAGAUCGGUCCUGGCUUCUGUUUCGGGGCGCUGGCGCUGAUGCUGAGRUUCUUCUUUGAGGAGUGGGAUUACACCUACGUGCACAGCUUCUACCACUGCUCCUUGGCCAUGGCUUUCGUGCUGCUGCUGCCCAAGGAGAACAAGAAGGCUGGGAGCGCCGGGAMCCCCGCCAGGCUGGACUGCUCCACGCUCUGCUGCUGCGUCUGA
Malurus melanocephalus (red-backed fairy wren) is the source of this 663-nucleotide messenger RNA. RefSeq names its product myomaker, myoblast fusion factor (gene MYMK). Gene Ontology annotation, cellular component: plasma membrane. The transcript has 5 exons. The record is from RefSeq and is a predicted model, not a curated record. Bases 1 to 663 code for a protein of 220 amino acids. NCBI's taxonomy places the organism in Eukaryota, Metazoa, Chordata, Aves, Passeriformes, Maluridae.